CCGGCCGCCGGCGCCGCCUUCCACCGCUCCACCGAGGACCUGCGGAUGCGGCAGAGCGCCAGCUACGGCCGCCUGCGUCACGCGCAGAGUCGGAGCAUGAACGACAUCUCAGACACACCGAGCACCGACCAGCUGAAGAACAAGUUCAUCAAGAAGAUCCCCAAGGAUGCGGAGGCAUCCAACGUGCUGGUGGGAGAAGUGGAGUUCCUGGAGAAGCCCUUCGUGGCUUUUGUGCGGCUCCUCCAGGCGACGAUGCUGGGAGGGGUGACAGAGGUGCCCGUCCCCACCAGGUUCCUCUUUAUUCUCCUGGGUCCCGCGGGAAAAGCCAAAUCCUACAAUGAGAUCGGCAGAGCCAUCGCAACCCUCAUGGUGGAUGAUCUCUUCAGCGACGUUGCCUACAAAGCCCGGGACAGAGAAGAUCUGAUCGCCGGCAUCGAUGAGUUCCUGGAUGAAGUCAUCGUCCUGCCACCCGGCGAGUGGGACCCCAACAUCAGGAUUGAGCCACCUAAAAAAGUGCCCUCGGCUGAGAAGAGGAAAUCCGUGUUCUCCCUGAAUGAAGUGGGGCAGAUGAACGGCACGGCCGGGGGGGCUGGCGCCGGCGCUGGGGGAGGGGGCAGCGAAGAUGGGGAGAUGCCCGAAGUUCACGAGAUUGGGGAAGAGCUCACGUGGACUGGCAGGUUUUGUGGUGGCCUCUAUUUGGAUAUCAAGAGGAAGCUGCCCUGGUUCCCGAGUGACUUCUAUGAAGGCUUUCAUAUCCAGUCCAUCUCUGCCAUCUUGUUCAUCUACCUGGGCUGCAUCACCAACGCCAUCACCUUUGGGGGCUUGCUGGGAGACGCUACGGACAACUACCAGGGUGUCAUGGAGAGCUUCCUCGGCACGGCAAUGGCAGGCUCCAUGUUCUGCCUCUUCGCCGGGCAGCCGCUCAUCAUCCUCAGCAGCACCGGCCCCAUCCUCAUCUUUGAGAAGCUGCUCUUCGACUUCAGCAAAGGCAACGGCAUCGACUACAUGGAGUUCCGCCUCUGGAUCGGCCUGCACUCUGCCCUACAGUGCCUUAUCCUGGUGGCCACCGACGCCAGCUUCAUUAUAAAGUACAUCACCCGCUUCACAGAGGAAGGUUUCUCCACCCUCAUCAGCUUCAUCUUCAUCUACGACGCCAUCAAGAAGAUGAUUGGAGCCUUUAAGUACUACCCCAUCAACUCGGACUUCAAGCCGGACUACGUGACCAUGUACAAGUGCGAGUGCAUCGCCCCCGACCCAGCCAACGCGACCUUCUUCGAUGCUUCAGCUCCAGUGGCACCAAACACCACUAACGUUUCUCUGUACAAUGCUAUUAACCUCACAGCUCUGGACUGGACUCAGCUGAGUAAGAAGGAAUGUCUCAAAUACGGCGGCAGCUUAGUGGGGAAAUCCUGUAAAUUCGUGCCCGACCUGGCCCUCAUGUCCUUCAUCCUCUUCUUUGGAACCUACUCCAUGACUUUGACCCUGAAAAAAUUCAAAUUCAGCCGCUACUUCCCCACCAAGGUAAGGAAG
Messenger RNA from Merops nubicus (carmine bee-eater), 1530 nucleotides. Its product is annotated as electrogenic sodium bicarbonate cotransporter 4-like. The record is from RefSeq and is a predicted model, not a curated record. NCBI's taxonomy places the organism in Eukaryota, Metazoa, Chordata, Aves, Coraciiformes, Meropidae. Gene Ontology annotation, cellular component: plasma membrane. The transcript has 11 exons. Gene Ontology annotation, molecular function: monoatomic anion transmembrane transporter activity; solute:inorganic anion antiporter activity; sodium:bicarbonate symporter activity. The annotation marks the transcript as partial. Gene Ontology annotation, biological process: bicarbonate transport; transmembrane transport; regulation of intracellular pH.